CGGAGAUAAGGCAGUCUGUAUCUCCAGUGGCUGUGUGUCCUUGUGGGAAUAAGGCAGAAUCAAAAAGGAGCCCUGGGCUCUGUCAGCCACAUGGAGAAAUAGAGUUGGUGUUUUCUGACAUCAGUUAUACUAAGCGCCUCUGACAUUCUAAAUACAUUGAACAGUGCUUGUACUGUAAACUAGUGACUUGGAAAAAGAAAAAAAAAUCGGGUUGGCGCACGCUCAGGGAACGCCUGCCUAGCAGUCAGCUAAAAUCACAAGGAGCAAGUGCGCAGGGGGAACCAGAGCCCAGACCCUGGUGUGCCUGUGGAGACAGGGUCGUGGGAGAAGGUCGAGAUGAACUCGAUUUUAUCGCGGGCGAACUCACUGUUCGCUUUCUCGCUGAGCGUGAUGGCGGCGCUCACCUUGGGCUGCUUCAUCACCACAGCUUUCAAAGACAGGAGCGCCCCGGUGCGUUUGCACGUUUCGCGGAUCCUGCUGAAAAAUGUAGAAGACUUCACUGGACCCAGAAAAAGAAGUGAUCUGGGAUUCAUUACAUUUCAUAUCACUGCGGAUCUGGAGAAUACUUUCGAUUGGAAUGUUAAGCAGCUGUUUGUUUAUUUAUCAGCGGAAUAUUCAACAAAAAAUAAUGCUGUGAAUCAAGUGGUCCUUUGGGACAAGAUUGUUCUGAGAGGUGAUAAUCCGAAGCUGCUAUUGAAAGAUAUGAAGACAAAAUAUUUUUUCUUUGAUGAUGGAAAUGGUCUCAAGGGAAACAGGAAUGUCACUUUGACCUUAUCUUGGAACGUUGUACCAAAUGCUGGAAUUCUGCCUCUUGUGACAGGAACAGGACGUGUAUCUGUCCCAUUUCCAGAUGCAUAUGAAAUAACCAAGAGUUAUUAAAUUAUUCUGCAUUUGAAACACCACAUUUUAUACAGAAUGAAUUAUUUCAUUUGUCUUGAAUGUUUUUCUUUUGCUUUUUACCUUUUUUAGAUUUUCUCUCUCUCUUUUUUUUUUUUUUUGCUACAACAGCAAACAUCAAAAGGCAUAUUUGAUAUAAAAGGUAAUGGGCUACUUAAAUUAAUUUUACAACCAAAAACAAAACAAAAGGCUACCAGAGUGGAAUAUUAUCUUAUAAAAAUAAGACAAUUGCAUAAUAAUUUUGUGUGUGUAUGUGUUCCUAUAUUUCCAUUAUUCUUUAAUGAAUCAAAGUGAAUUUGAAGGGAACUUUUGGAUGCCUGUAGAAUUAUAAACAUUUGUUAUUUUAUGCCUAGCAUUUGUGCAAGUUCACAUUGAAUGUUAUUAAGAAGUUGAAGUUUUCUAAUCUCUUAUAGGGUAUGCUGGAUUACUGGAAAAAUGUAGCAUGGUUGCCAGCUAGAAGCCUGGUUUACAAAACAAACAAAAGUGACAAAAUUUUAUGACAUUAGUCUUGGAAUUGCCUAUAGUGCUUGAUUUUCUUGUGGG
Molecule: messenger RNA, 1440 nt
Organism: Ictidomys tridecemlineatus (thirteen-lined ground squirrel)
Lineage: Eukaryota; Metazoa; Chordata; Mammalia; Rodentia; Sciuridae
Product: signal peptidase complex subunit 3
Biological process (GO): protein targeting to ER
Cellular component (GO): signal peptidase complex; membrane
Source: RefSeq, a predicted model, not a curated record